Messenger RNA from Drosophila santomea, 787 nucleotides. RefSeq lists its product as uncharacterized. The transcript has 3 exons. Bases 116 to 658 code for a protein of 180 amino acids. The record is from RefSeq and is a predicted model, not a curated record. NCBI's taxonomy places the organism in Eukaryota, Metazoa, Arthropoda, Insecta, Diptera, Drosophilidae.
UCUCAGUCAGUCAGUGCCCUUUGGUUUGAUCGAAACACUCACUUACAAACAAUUAUUUCCAAGAUCUUUUAUUAGUUUUGUAAAUCUCUUUGUAGCAACUUUAACUCACUUCGCCAUGAAUUGCAUCGGGCAAAUCAAUGAUCUGUUUUGCCACGUGGUGCGCACCUACCUGGGCAUAAGCAUAUCCAGUUGCGAAACCUACUCCAUCUGGAAGUUCCCGGCUGAUUUCAAUUCGAAACUGUUCUACUAUGUUCUCGGCAUCAGUGUCCUUGGAGCGCUCUACAAUGUUCUGAAAAUCAUUGACCUUUCCUUUCGGAAAUACGGCACUCCUCUGGUGAGGAUGGGGCGGCCAAGGAAAGUCAUGAAUUUGAGUGGCAAUCAAAUGCGCCGCUUUCGAAUCGCCGAAUGCUUUUUAUUGACCAAGGCGUGGACACUAAUGAUAUACGCCUUGGUAUUCAUGAAGCCGCAUUACAUUAAUCCCUGGGUGCUGCUUUGUGGCACCACCUUGACCAUCGAUGUGUUCAUCCUGGCAUUCGAUGUCAUGCGUCAACUCGAGAUAGGCCUGAUCCCCUUGAUGGUCCUCUGGUUCAAGUUGUCCAGCAUGUGCUGUGUCCUCUGCGUGCAGCGGCUCCUCCAGCGACUGAUCGGUAUGCAAUAAGGGACGCAGGAUUUUCUUUGUUUGAUGAACAUGAUGGGAGCCGUCUAAGGAUGUUCAAAAUUCUCAGUGACAUGUAGCUGUUCCAGAAAUAGCUAUCCAGAAAUAUAGCGAAUACAGUCGCUCCCCUGA